Molecule: messenger RNA, 2727 nt
Organism: Vicia faba (fava bean)
Lineage: Eukaryota; Viridiplantae; Streptophyta; Magnoliopsida; Fabales; Fabaceae
Source: the annotation of a GenBank genome assembly
AUGGCUGAAAAUUUAGACAGAAAUGAUUUGAAUGGUGAUGAUGUUUUAUUUGAUCGAGAGAAUAAGGUUUUGGGUUUUGAUUCUUCAACAAUGUCCAAUGUUAAUGUUGGUGUUUCUUGUUCUGAAACCCUAAUCAGUGAUGUUGGAGGAACCGAUGGUUCAAUGGACCUGGUUGGGUUUCACAUGAACUCAGGGUGUGAUGUUAUCGUUAAUGUCCGUGAAAAAGAGGGUUUUUGUCAAGAAAAAGUGAAUGGUUUGGAGGAUGGAGGAAUGUUUGGUGUUGUUGAUGGUAGGUUUGAUGAGAAAGUAGAAAAAUUUUCACGUGCGUUGGUGGAGAAUGAAGAUGAGAAGAGUGUGAUUCAAUGUUCUGGUGGAGGUGAAGAGUUUAAUAAAGGUUUGGUUUUUGGAUUGAAUGAUGGUGUUCAGAUUGAACAAGAAUGUGAGAAUGUGGAGAAGGCUGCAUUGAGUAACGAGGUUCAAGAAGCUGAGGAUGGGGUUGAAAACAUGGAUGUCGAUGCACAAGAGUCUUUGGAUAUGAAUGUUUCGGUUUCGAGAAAGGCCUUUCUGUGUGAUGGACAAGUAAAUGUGAUUCAGAAUUAUAUCAAAGGCAUCGAUAACUCUGGUGAAGCCAACUCGGAGGAUAAUCGAUAUGACUGUAGUGGUUUAGAUCUUGUUGUGGAUCUUAAUUCUUGUAGAAACACUCAGGAGGAUAAUGUGGCAAGUGAUUCGGUGUUUUCCGAUGUUAUCUAUCGUGUAUCUGAUUUGGUAUGGGGAAAGGUUAGGGGCCAUCCUUGGUGGCCUGGUCAGAUCUAUGAUCCUUCCGUUGCAUCUGAGAUGGCAAAGAGGCACCGAAAGGAAAACUGUUACCUGAUAGCAUAUUUCGGAGAUCAAACAUUUGCUUGGGUUGAUGCAUCAAUGAUAAAGCCAUUUCAUAAAUAUUUCUCCGAAUUUGAGAAACAGAGCGAUAUGGAAAUUUUCCGCCAUGCUGUUGAUUGUGCUGUAGUGGAAGUUUCGAGACGUGUUGAGGUUGGCCUGUGUUGUCCUUGUGUUCCUGAAGAAGUAUUCUCUAAGCUGAAAACAGAAGUAAUUGCUAAUGCUGAAACCCUUGAUCAAUCAGGUAGAGGAAAUGAUGGGGACAGGUUUAUAGGUGCAGCAUCGUUUGAACCGGCGGAAUGUGUUGGUAUUGUUAAAUCAUUAGCUCAGUCACCACUUACUGAGUUUGAUAGACUGGAUUUUGCAAGUGUUAGUGCCCAAGUGUCGGCUUUUAAGCGUUCAAAAGGCUAUUCAAAACCGCCUGAGUUUGCCGUGCUUGGUCUGUUGUUUGAGAAUGAUACGGAAACUCUACCGCUAAGAGAGAAAGAGCAGUUUGAUCAAGUUAAUGAACCAGUUUUGAAACCCGAUCAAGGCAUUUUGCAGAACUCCGAAUCUACUUCAUGGCGUGUAAGGAAACCAAAGGCAGCUUACAAUAGUUCUGAUUAUUGGUUCGAGGGUUGCCAAAUUGCUGGCAAUGGUUCAACUUCACAGCGUGGCAGAAAACGGAAGUUAAUAGCUUGGGAUAAUUCUGGCUAUUGUUUCGAGAAUUUCCAAAUUGCUGGUAAUAGUUCAACUUCACAGCGUGGCAGAAAACAGAAGUUAAUAGCUUGCAAUAGUUCGGACCGUUGUUUCAAUAAUUCUGAAACUGGAAUCCCCACCCAAUUACAGAAUGUAUGCCCAGAUGAUUUGUGGUCUCAACUAUGCUCGGUUGCCAAAGAUCCUAUAAGAGAAAGUUGCUACAGUGAGAUGAUAUAUUACUUUGCAGAAUUUGGAAAAUUCAGUGGCCGGAACAAUGCCGCUUUCUUUCAUGAGGGAUUGUCUUUAGAACAAGAGCAAGAUAGUGAGACUGGAGUAAUGGCUUCUGUAGAAGCUGCUGCUGCUGCUACAGCUUCUAUGUCUACACCGAUGGAGCUUUGCAAUGAUUCUUAUUGGACUGAUAGAAUAAUACAAAGCACUCUUGAAGAGGAGACACUCUUAAAAAAACAAGAUGAAAGAGAGAAACUUUUGGAGGCUGCAGAAAUUAGCCAUGAUUCGAGUUUAAUGCAUCAAGAUAGUAAUGUAAAUCUCGGAUCAGAUCCCUCCAACAAUGUGGAACAUGAUACUACUGAUGUAAAUCUCGGAUCAGACCCCUCCAACAAUGUGCAACAUGAUACUACUGAUGUGAAUCUCAGAUCAGAACCUUCCAACAAUGUGGAUCAUGAUACCGAUGUACAUCUGAUAUCAGAAACUUUCAACAAUGUGGAACAUGUGAACGAGAGUUCUCCAACUGCUCUUAAUCUGACAUCAGAACCUUCCAACAAUGUGGAUCAUGAUACGGAUGUAAAUCUCGUAUCAGAACCUUCGAACAACGUGGAACAAGUGAAAGAGAGUUCUCCAACUGCUCUUACUCUGAAGUUUACAAAUUUUGAGUCGGUUCCUUCAACAACCGAUCUGAACCAGAUCUUUGCCAGCUACGGGCCUCUAAUUGAGUCUAAGACAGUGCUGCUACAGAAAACUAACUGCGCUAGAGUUGUUUUCAAAAGGCGCAUUGAUGCAGAAAGUGCUUUUAGCAGUUCUGGAAAGUAUAGCAUAUUUGGACCUUCGUUAAAGAGUUACCGCCUCAAGAUUUUGCCUCCUAUGCCAGAGAAAGUCACAAGAAAGCGAGGCAGGAAAAGCAAAAAAGACAAAAGUUCUGUGGAGGCCGCAGCAGUUUGA